AUGGAAAAAUAUUCCAAGUGGAGAGAUCCCGCCACGGGUAUUCAACCUUUCCUCCAACCAAUCCCACCUCGAGGCGCCUUCGGCAUCUUUGCUGCGCUGCUCUACCCCUCAUGCCUCAUCCACUCCAUCGUCCGGUGUUUGCUUUUGGCCGUUAUUGGGGUGUUCCAUGUGAUUGUUGUGGAUUGGCUUUGUCUUCUCUUCGUACCGAUACCGCCUCUUUACAGGCUACUUACCGGGGCUUUGACGGCCUUGACUUGCAGGCUUGCUUUGGGGCUUAUGGGUUAUUGGUGGAUUACGACUGAACUUGUCUCUCCUCGUCGAGGGAAGGCCGGUGUUGCUCAAAUUUCAAGCCGCUCUCCUCAGAAGGGCGAUCUGAUCAUCGCAAACUGGACUAGCUACGUCGAAAUCAUCUUUCUCGCUUUCCGACACAACCCAACCUUUUUACUCCCCGUCUUUGCGAAUGACAUUGAGAUGACCGAGCCCAAAGCAAAAUACGGCCGUCACACCGGUACAGGUUCCGCCAACAUCACCUCCACCCCCUCUCUCCCCCAACGAUCCCUCCUCGGGUACCAGCCCCACACCCUGCUCUCCAUCAUCUCCCUCACCGGCCUCCCCCCGGCGCAGUAUGACACCCCUCCCAAGGGUUUGUACAAGACGCUGAAAGAAGCGCGCAGGAAGGAACGACGGCCUGUUGUAUUCUUCCCCGAGGGAACGACGGGGAAUGGACGGGCCGUGUUGAAGUUUGGAAAGGGCGUGUUGGGAGAGGGGGACGUGGGGGGUGAUGAUGAAGGGAUCGUCUGGGUUAAAUUCUUCAGACAUUCUGCCCCCACACCCUUCUCCCCAAGCGCCACCUGCCCCAUACCCACCCCCCUCAAACACCUCGUCCUCUCAACCCUCUUCACCCCCUCCCUCUUCCCGCACCGAUCCCUCCACAUCCGCACCCUCCACCCAGCCGCAUCGCCCUCUUCGCCGUCGUUCCUCCCGGGAGAGAUAUUGGCGAACCAGCCCGGCGGGCUGGAGGGGCAGCUGGGUAAGGAUGGGGCUGGGGGGGUGUGGAGGGAGGCGGUGAAUGUUGUUUUGGCCGAGACGGGGAAGGUGAGGAGGGUGAGGGGGAUGGGGUGGGUGGAGAAGAAGGCGUUUUUGGAGUACUGGGCGGGUAAUAGAAAGUAG
Molecule: messenger RNA, 1170 nt
Organism: Cryptococcus wingfieldii CBS 7118
Lineage: Eukaryota; Fungi; Basidiomycota; Tremellomycetes; Tremellales; Cryptococcaceae
Exons: 7
Coding region: 1-1170 (389 amino acids)
Source: RefSeq, a predicted model, not a curated record